GCAUGUGUUAAAAGAUAUUUGACAUGGAUUUAAUUUAAUGAUUAAACUUCGUUAUGUUUCAUUAAGAAGGGUCUCCCUUUUAAAGCAUAUGCUUUCGGAUGUAUAUAGAUGCAUAUUGUUUAGGUUUCAACGUCCGUAAAAUAUCAACGUUAUGCUACAUGUAUUUUAAUUAAUAUUUAAUGAGUUUAAAAUAACAGAAAAAACUUGUUUUACAUUGCAGCGUGAAUAUAUUGCAGACUCCCAUGAAUGUUUUUAUAAAUGAAUACCACCAAGAUCCCAAUGGAUCCCGUUAGUUUUACUUUUUCAUUCAGGGCUUCUGUAGCUUUCAAAAUUUGGAAGCGAACUUUAAGAGAGGCGUAGGUGACAAGGAUAUUAUUUAUACGAGCACAAGUUGUUAUCUGUUUACAAAAAUAAGUUCAAUGUACAAAGUCGAAUAGAAACAACCCGAAUAUGUGUAACGUUUUACAUUUGCAAGUUUUAUGGGUUUUUUUUUUCGUCGUGGAAUAAAAUUAAGACAUCAAUAGUUACUUUUUUGCAUGUGAUUUUGAAUAUUUUUAGGACUACAUUGCAUGAGCGAUGAUCUGCGGCAUUGGUGGCAGGAGCCGGUUAAGGGCAUAUUUAUUUGUAGUUUUGGGUAGUGUGGUGGCUUUAAGCAUUCUGCAAUACAUUAUUAACAAGAAUGCAGAAUGUGAACAAUUUUCCGGAGUUAUUCCGUGGACGUCCAUGGACAAUUUUCUGCAGUGGUCCAGGAAUUUCUGCUGACAGAAUUAUUGUGAUUUAUUACACUUUUUUUGCAGUACAUGUAUAGUGAGCAAUAACACUUCAGUACAAGCAAUAUUUCAGUGCUUCUCUAGUCCGGUUAUUUGCCAGACAAGGACUACAUUGCUUGAGCGAUGGUCUGCGGCAUUGGUGGCAGGAGCCGGUUAAAGACAUAUUUAUUUGUAGUUUUGAGUAGUGUGGUGGCUUUAAGCAUUCUGCAAUACAUGAUUAACAAGAAUGCAGGAACUGUUUUGAAAACAUUGGACUUGACCCAGAACAGGUCCAUGUCUCAAUGGAGAUCUACAACAAUAUCGACAAGAAAUCUAGACAAAUGCUCAGAAAUGCAAAAUAAUGUAGCCAAGGCUAUCAAUAUCAGCACUGAACUGGACAAUCUAAAUAUUACUGAGGAUGGCAACAGCAAUCUAAAACCUGGUGGACGGUACAGGCCUAUAACCAGUGUAGCUAAACAUCGUGUAGCUGUCAUUGUUCCGUACAGAGAUAGAGAAACGCAUCUGAAAAUAUUUUUGAAUCAUAUGCAUCCAUUUCUACAGCGGCAACAAUUAGACUAUGGAAUUUUUGUCGUGGAAUCGAUACCCGACGUCAAAUUCAACCGGGCUUUGCUUCUGAAUAUUGGGUUCGUAGAAGCAAGCAAACUUUAUGAAUACGACUGUUUUGUAUUCCAUGACGUGGAUCUUUUACCUGAAAAUGACGGAAUCAGCUACAACUGUGACCACAGUCCGACGCAUCUUUCCUCGGCAAUAGACGUCAAGAAGUAUAAAUUACCAUAUCAUUCCUACUUUGGAGGUGUGUGUGCUUUUUCAAAAGAACAUUUCAAGAAAAUCAAUGGAUUUUCUAAUAUUUAUUUUGGCUGGGGCGGCGAAGAUGACGACAUUCAUGAAAGAAUAAAAUACAGCCAUUUGAAACUCACACGUCUUUCAUCACAGCUUGGCAGAUACAAAAUGUUGAAACACGAACAUGCGAAACAAAAUCCAGACAAAAUGCUUCUUUUCAAGACAAUGAAAACAAGACAUUCUUCUGAUGGACUAAACAGCUUGAAAUAUCACGUGAUCAAACAAGACUACAAGCGUCUGUACAGCUGGAUUCUAGUCAGUAUCAAUGAGACGGAAAUAAUUGAAAGUGAGCCGAUUCAUAAGCAGGCCUUCAACCAAGAAAUUGUGAACACGAAAAGUAAUUAUACUGCAAAACGAAAGAACAAAAAGUCAUACAUAUAAUCUGGCUUUUGUACAAAGAAUCUUCACCGAGAUGUCCAGUCAGUACACGUGCCUUUGGGAGGGAAUGGUCAGGCAUUUUAUUGAUGCUUCAGAUCUGUGUUUUAUACAUCUCAAUCUUGUUACAAAUAAUAUUAGUUUGACCCUGUUAAGAAGCAACAUGGCUUCAUUUUAAAGUUUGUAUUAAACCAAAUACUCCACAAAACAUCUUAAUUUUCCAAGUACAUUGCAAAGUCUAAAGAACACGGGUAGACCCCGUUCAAAUACAUAUGUAGUAUGCAGUUUUGUGGUAAACCUGAGUUUUGGCUAAGAAAUGUUUUGCUUUUUGUGAACAUCUUUAUGAAUUCACUGAUUUAAGGAGAUUGGCUCAGUGAGCAUCUUAUUACGCAACUGUUGUCGAAGUUUCAAGUUAAUUUAAGUGAUACAGUUAGGAACAAAAACGUAUUACAGAUUUUCCCCGACUCGGAUUGCAGUUGCUUUAAAGUCAACUACCUGCUCCUAAUGCACAUUUAUCUAUUUUGCAAUGAAAUGUCUAUCUUCAAUAUGUUAUGAAUAUGUGUCUUAACAUUUAUGCAAAGUUUGAGGACAUAACAUUUUGUAGUUUUAAAAAAAUCUUGAAAAAUGUCCUUUUGUUUACAUUUUCCUAGUUGAUUUCUUGUUUGGCUAGAGCUGACCAAUGAAAAUAAUUUAUCAAAUAUAUUUAGAAACAUUUUUCAGGACUGAACUUUUACUAUUAGGUCAAGGAUGUUAUUUUUUUUUUUUUUGAUAAGGUUGAAUUUUGUAGAUUUUUAAAACCUUUGUUCUCUUGUAAAAUUGGCCCUAAGAUGUGAAGACCAAAUUUUGGUGGGCAUAUUGGAUAUUUGGAGAAAAACUGUGUCAUUUCUGUGUUAUUUUUUCACACUUGAUUUAAUUACGUCUAAAUGCAUUAUUUGUCAUUCGAAAUAUUCUAAUAAGGUGUUCUUAAUGUUUACGUAAUUGAUUUUGAUGACAUUAAUUCUAUUUCUUGCAUUUGAUGAGAAAAGUUUUGCAUGUUUUGGAAAAUGUCAUUGACCAAUCAGGUUACAGGAUUUUUGUGCCUCUCUACAAAUAUGAGCUACUCAGAUGUUUUUUUACUAUUCUACUCUACACUUUGGACUGAACAUUUCUUUUUUGGAUUGGAAAUCAUGUAGAAAUUUAGAGCCAAAUUUACCAGCUUUGGACUUUAUUUUUAUAGGAGAAUAAAUUAGAACUUUGGAGUGUUUGUCAUAAUUCAAGUUUUCACAGAAUAUGCUGGAAUUUAUGUGAAUUUUAUUUGGAACAGAGUCAUAUACAGGUUUAGGAGUUUCUGACGAAUAUUGACACAUAUUUUCAAGUGAAGGAAAUUGCAGGAUUUGUUUAUUAUUUUAAUUGAAGAAGUUUAUUCAUAGAUAUAUUAGAUAUUUGUAGUUAUGAAUGCGUGUUUAUUGUGUGAACUUUAGAUUUUAAUAAAUUCAUAAA
Molecule: messenger RNA, 3464 nt
Organism: Mercenaria mercenaria
Lineage: Eukaryota; Metazoa; Mollusca; Bivalvia; Venerida; Veneridae
Product: beta-1,4-N-acetylgalactosaminyltransferase bre-4-like
Exons: 7
Coding region: 894-1991 (365 amino acids)
Biological process (GO): carbohydrate metabolic process; glycosphingolipid biosynthetic process
Molecular function (GO): N-acetyl-beta-glucosaminyl-derivative 4-beta-N-acetylgalactosaminyltransferase activity
Source: RefSeq, a predicted model, not a curated record